Molecule: messenger RNA, 513 nt
Organism: Echinostoma caproni
Lineage: Eukaryota; Metazoa; Platyhelminthes; Trematoda; Plagiorchiida; Echinostomatidae
Source: the annotation of a GenBank genome assembly
AUGUACAAUUUUCAUUACCUUAGUAUUGCUAGUAAUACAUGUGAUAAAGUAACUCGUUUUGACCCAUUGGUAGAAUGUCUCGAUCAUCUCACUCACAACCCCCGUCAGGUCUCCGAGACCGCAAACGAGGAGGAAGUGAAGCGUUGUGCCCGAUAUGAUUACCCGGCCAUGGUGAAAAAGUUAGGCAACUUUGCCCUGACUGUCGAGGCCGGAUCAUUCACCGAUUCCGAAAUUGUGGUCAUGCUGGGCGAGAAUGGAACGGGGAAAACCACUCUGAUCCGCAUGUUGGCGGGUAAUUUGAAACCGGACGAUGACGUCAAACUACCGGUGAUGCACAUCUCGUACAAACCGCAAAAAAUUAGUCCGAAAUCGGAAAAAACGGUGCAACAUUUGUUGUUGGAAAAAAUCCGUGACUCAUUCACCCAUCCACAAUUUUCCACCGAUGUGCUCAAACCGUUGCAAAUGGAACGGCUGUAUGAUCAACAAGUGAGUGCUAAAAGUUCAUUCCGAUGA